AUACAGGUGAUCAGUUUUGUUACUGAGCAGAACUGGGAUUCCCUGGAAGUGUUCGAUGGAGGCGAUAACACAGCCACCAUGCUGGGAAGUUUCUCUGGAACUACAGUGCCUGCGCUGCUGAACAGCACUUCAAACCAGCUCUAUCUGCAUUUCUAUUCGGAUAUCAGUGUCUCUGCUGCCGGUUUUCACCUGGAAUACAAAACCGUCGGUCUGUCCAGCUGCCCGGAGCCCCCCAUUCCCGGGAACGGCCUGAAGAUCGGCGAGCGCUAUUUAGUGAACGAUGUCGUCUCUUUCCAGUGCGAACCAGGCUACGCGCUUCAGGGUCACUCUCACAUUUCCUGCAUGCCAGGCACUGUCCGCCGCUGGAAUUACCCACCUCCCCUUUGCAUUGCCCAGUGUGGAGGAACAGCAGAGGAGAUGGAAGGAGUGCUCCUGAGCCCAGGGUUCCCAGGAAACUAUCCAAGCAACCUGGACUGCACAUGGAGGAUAUUGCUGCCAGUGGGAUUUGGUGCUCACAUCCAGUUCCUAAACUUCUCCACUGAGCCGAACCACGACUUUGUCGAAAUCCGCAACGGGCCGUACGACACCAGUAACGUCAUCGGCCGGUUCAGCGGCACCGAAAUGCCAGGCUCCCUCCUGUCGACAUCUCAUGAAACCACUGUGUACUUCCACAGCGACCACUCGCAGAACAAGCCAGGCUUCAAGCUGGAAUACCAAGAACCUUUUGCUAAUGGUGUCGUAAGAGGAGCCGGUUACAACGUUGGCCAGUCCAUCUCUUUUGAGUGCCUGCCUGGCUACCAGCUGAUCGGCCACCCCGUCCUGACCUGUCAGCACGGCACCAACAGGAACUGGGACCACCCGUUGCCCAGGUGUGAAGUGCCUUGUGGGGGGAACAUCACCACCCAAAAUGGUACAGUUUACUCUCCUGGCUUCCCCAACCAGUACCCCAAUUCCCAGGACUGCACUUGGCUUCUCACAGUGCCGGUGGGGUAUGGAAUCCAUCUCAACUUCACUCUGCUGCAAACAGAGCCCUACAACGAUUUCAUCACUGUCUGGGAUGGUCCACAGCAAACAGCCCCGCAGCUUGGUGUGUUCACUGGCAACUCUGCUAAGAAAUCAGCCCAAAGCUCUUCCAAUCAGGUCCUGAUGAAAUUCCACAGUGAUGCCGCCAACGGAGGGAUUUUUGCCAUUUAUUUCUACGCCUACCAGCUCUUCAGAUGUCAGCCUCCAACCAUCGUUCCCAACGCAGAAAUUGUCACCGAGAAUGAGGAAUUUAACAUAGGUGACAUAGUGAGGUACAGAUGCCUUCCUGGCUUUACCCUGAUUGGAAGUGAAAUCCUGACCUGCAAACUAGGCACUCACCUCCAGUUUGAAGGACCUCCGCCCACGUGUGAAGUGCACUGUCCGAUGAACGAGGUUAUGACCGACUCCACCGGUGUGAUCCUCAGCCAGAGCUUCCUGGGAAGUUACCCUCACUUUCAGACCUGUUCUUGGGUGGUGAAGGUAGAGCCUGGGUAUAACAUCUCCCUCACCAUCGAGUACUUCCUGAGCGAGAAGCAAUAUGAUGAGUUUGAAAUCUUUGACGGUCCCUCUGGCCAGAGUCCUCUGCUCCUGUCGCUGAGUGGGAACUACUCUGCCCCUCUGACCGUCACCAGCAGCGGGAACAAAGUCUAUCUCCGUUGGUCCUCUGAUCAUGCCUACAACAGAAAAGGCUUCAAAAUCCGCUACUCUGCUCCUUACUGUAGCCUGCCGCAGCCGCCAGCCCACGGGCUGAUUCUCAGCCAGACGGGCCUGCACCCCGGCAGCACGGUCCGCUUUGGCUGCGACACAGGCUACCGUCUCGUUGGCCACAGCACCACCACCUGCUCCCAGCACCCCCAGGGCUACUUCCACUGGAACGAAGCGAUCCCUCUGUGCCAAGCUCUCUCCUGUGGAGUUCCCAGAGCCCCAAAGAACGGAGUUGUCUUUGGCAAGGAGUACACAGUGGGUACGAAAGCCGUGUACCAUUGCAACCAGGGCUUCCAGCUGCAGCCCGGGGAGGAGCCCAGCGCAGAGUGCCUGCAGGCGGGGCAGUGGAGUAACGGCAACCAGCCCCCGCAGUGCGUGGCUGUCACCUGUCCCGAUAUCAACAGCAUUGCAGUUGAGCAUGGUCGGUGGCGGCUGACCUACGAGAUCCAGUACCACUACAACGCCCAGCUAAUGCUCAUCUGUGACCCUGGGUACUACUACACAGGCCAGCGGGUCAUCAGGUGCCAAGCCAACGGGAAGUGGAGCAUAGGCGAACCCAUGCCGACCUGUAAAAUUAUCUCAUGCGGAGACCUGCCAACUCCGCCUAAUGGGAACAAGAUCGGCACGCUGACCAGCUACGGGGCCACAGCCAUCUUCUCCUGCAACACUGGCUACACGCUGGUAGGGUCCCGUGUGCGGGAGUGCAUGGCCAACGGACUCUGGAGCGGAGCAGAAGUGAGAUGUCUGGCGGGGCACUGCGGUGUUCCCGGUCCCAUCGUCAACGGGCAGAUCAACGGGGAGAACUACAACUACCGCGGCAGCGUGGUCUAUCAGUGCAACCCCGGCUUCCGCCUAAUCGGGAUGUCAGUGCGGAUCUGCCAGCAGGAUCACCGCUGGUCUGGGAAGACGCCUGUCUGUGUGCCCAUCACUUGCGGCCACCCUGGCAACCCUGCCAAUGGCUUGACCCAAGGGAGUCAGUUCAAUCUGAACGACGUGGCCAAGUUCGUGUGCAACACUGGGUACCGCCUGGAAGGAGCAUCGCAGUCCCAGUGCUUGGCCAACGGACAGUGGAGCAGCACCCUGCCCGCCUGCCGCGUUGUAAACUGUACUGACCCUGGGCACCUGGAAAACAGCAUCCGUCAAGUGCAGCCAAGUGGUCCUCACAGAUUCAGCUUUGGAACAACUGUCUCGUAUCAGUGCAGCCAUGGAUAUUACUUACUGGGUACACAUGUCCUUACCUGUCAGGGGGAUGGCACUUGGGACCGUGCCCUCCCACAGUGUCUUUUGGUCUCUUGUGGCCACCCCGGCUCCCCGCCCCACGCUCAGAUCUCGGGUGACAAGUACACCGUUGGCUCCGUGGUCCGGUACAGCUGCCUCGGGAAGCAGACUCUGAUCGGCAACUCCACUCGCAUGUGCCAGCUCGACGGGCGCUGGAGCGGCUCCCUGCCGCACUGCUCAGGAGGCAGCCAGGGCGUGUGUGGUGACCCGGGGAUCCCCUCUCAUGGCAUCGGGCUGGGAGAUGACUUUGAUGUAGGCAGCGUGGUCCGGUUCAGCUGCGAGCCUGGUUACGUGCUCCGGGGUUCAUCCGAGAGGACCUGCCAAGCCAACGGCUCCUGGAGCGGCACGCAGCCAGAGUGUGAAG
Molecule: messenger RNA, 3370 nt
Organism: Pelecanus crispus (Dalmatian pelican)
Lineage: Eukaryota; Metazoa; Chordata; Aves; Pelecaniformes; Pelecanidae
Source: RefSeq, a predicted model, not a curated record